UAUCCAUCUACUUAAUGUUAUAUUAUUAUUGUGUGUUUUUAUUAUCGUUAAUUGUACCUACAGCUAUAAACAUUUUAUUACAAUCAAUAGUAAUAACUUACCUAUCGGUUAAAUACAUACUAUUAUUUUUAUAUUAAAUAUUGUACAUAAAUAUAUGUAUAUAUAUAUAUAUUAUAUAGAAAUACCUAAAUGGAAAUAAUAAUACAUUUUAAUUUUUUAAUCCGUCACAUAUUUAGCAGUAUGACCUUGCAGGAGUACUUUCGAUACCACUUUACUAUUCCAUUAUCCACAGACGCAUUCCAAAAGGAUCGACAAUUAUUUCCUCGGACUAUUGUAUGUGAGUGUAGUUAAUUAUUUUAAAUGUAAUAUAUUUUGUACAUAAAUAUAAUAUAUGAAGAAGCCCACCCCUCUCUUGACUAGGUCAUUAACCCUUCUUAGGGUGGUUAAUAUUUCUGCCCUAUACUUAUAAUCCCACCGCCUUUUAAUUCAUUUUACAAAAACUGAUAUUUUUAAUAUCACCUCGUUGUUUAUAACUGUUCCCCGUCUUUCUGUUGAGAUACUCGUUUUAAUACUCACCUGUGACUUUACUGCCGCCCUGCCGAGUGUCGGCAGACUUAUUGAAAUACAAAUUUACUUAUCGCUCAGAGUAAAAUAUUAUGUAUUACCAAGUUUAGUGCAAAUUAAUUUUAAAUAUAUUACAAUUGUACAUGGUUUACAGUUUAUUUGCAUUGAUAACACAUUUUAUAAUAUCUUCAUUCGUGAAUGUGUUAUGGCCACAUAUCGUAAUAUAUACGAGUUGCAAUAAUACUGUGUAAUAAUAGUUAAUACAUGUUUAAUUCUACUCGUUCCACUCGUACAACAUUAUUAUCCUCGAUUUAGCAGACCGUUUCCGUGCAUGUGAGAUGCCGAGAUGGGUGUGUCACGCAUUUUGUUGGCCUCAAAAUAUUUUGUGUCAUAAUUGUUGUAUUAUAAUAUUAUCGUUUUAUUAGGUUUACUUAUUAUACAUACCUGCCUAGAUUACGAAUCACAGCAUUGUAUUAAUUAUAGAUUAAUUGUAUUAAUGGGAAAUCGAAAAAAGAAUAUCAAAUAAAAGUAACCUACUAGAUCUACAUAUCUGACCGAAUCUUAACAAUUGAUGUCAUCACAUAUAAACUUAACUAAAUUCUUGCUGCUGUUACCUCUUCGUAGUUACUCUUUCACACUGUAUACCUACUUGUAGGACCUCUAGCUCAAAUACUACCGCAGCUCCCGAAUGCUGCCGCAGUUCGAGUGUCUAGUGUGUAACAAAAUUUUCAACUAUAGCACUGGAGCAUUAAGAGCACAUUUAGAGCAUCCACGACACCUAUGAUUGACUAACUACCACCUAUAAACUAUUUCGUCAGCCUCGACACAUAGUGGCAUAAUGACAUAAUACCAACUACAUUAUAUGUUUAGUAGGUAUCAUUAGGUGUUUAGGUUAUUACCUAGUCUAAAUAGUCGACAUCAUUAUAAUGUAAUAUACCUAUUUAUGGUUGUUUUUUAAUGUUUAGUAAAAAUAAAAGCAGAUAAAAUAAAAAAUUACCUUAUAUAGAUGUGUAUUUUUACUGAAUACUAACAUUUUGUUUCACCUUACAUAUACUUACCUAUAAAAAAUUGAAAUUGUUAUGGACUGCACUCUUGAAUCAAUAACAUUAUUGUCAUUAUUAUACCUGCAUGCAGCCGUUACCUUCAGAUGACUCGACCAAACUUUGUACUAUUAACGCCCAGGUAAUGUUUAUCGAUGACGAUUUUUUUAUGGUUCAUAUAUAAUAUUACCAUUUACCAGUAUAAUAAUUAAUAGCUGUGCCGAAAGUAUAGCUCCUAAUCACCUAAUCACCUGUCCGCUUUACUGUUUAUUGUUGUAGUUUCACGGUUCAAGUGUUUGAACGGGGGCGGCCGGUCGUACAAGUACAAAAAGGAGUUACCCAACACUUGCGCUACGAGUGCAGCAUGCCUCCAAUGUUCAAGUGUUCGCUGUGUCACAAAGCGUUCAUAGCAUAUUCAUCUAAUAAGUAGACAGUUUCACUGGAAAAUAUUUGAACUAAUAAUCAUUAUUUUACGUUUAAUAAGAGAUACCUAGUUUACAAAUUCUGCAAGAUGUGACUGUAUAUUAAUAUUUGAUUAAUGUGCAGUCAGUAGAAGAAUAUAAAAUAAAAUGUAUCCUACAUAUGUGUAUUAAUUUACUGAAUAUUAACAUUUCUUUUCACCUCAAUAUAUUCUUACCUAUACAAUCAAAAUGAAUGAACGCAUAAAUAAAAUAACAUUCGGCGCUCAUACUUCCAACUAUUAUUAAGUCAUAUAAAUCGAUGAGAGUGCGUACUUGUAGUGGCGCAGAAAGUGUUUACCUACUAUACUUGCUAUAAUAAUGUAAAAAAUUAUAUCCGUACCAUACAUAUAAACCAUAUAAACCUAUCUAGGUAUGACGUCGUGAUCCAUAAUAAUAAUCUCAUUUCCUUGUUACCGUUUAUGAUUGCAGUGCCCCGGUUUGUGUGCUCGAACGGAUGUGGCCGAUCGUACAAGUACAAGCAAGGAGUUAAGCAGCACCUGCGUUACGAGUGUGGCGUAGCUCCUAAGUUUAAGUGUUUGGUGUGUGACAAAACGUUCAAGCAGCGUAGCACCUUAAAUUCCCACAUUGUUGCCGUUCACCACCUACUCAUCGAUAGACCAAUUCGAAUAUAUUACUCUACAUGGGACUGUGGCACUGUUCUGUCCGAAUUAGUUUUGUUUUGCAAUCUAAAUUUAAGCCAUUUGAAAUUCGACUUGAAGCUAUUAUUCAACAAAUUGCGCAUAUUUCAAAAGUGGUGCAAUGAAGUAUUAAGAUGUGAUUUGCUGACAUUUUGUUUUUCAGAAAAACAGUUAAAUGACAUUUUGAUUAAAUUUGUAUUGUUUUUUCUUUUGUUGUUAUUAGGUGCUGAUGAGUCCACUGCAAUGCCACUUAUGUAUCGCUGUCCGAAAAACUGUGGUCGGCGAUAUACACGAAAAGAUUCAAUGAAUCGACAUGUAACAUAUGAAUGCGGUGUUGAACCACAGUUCAAAUGUAGUUUUUGUAAUAAGACUUGUGCCCAAAAGUAUAAUCUUAAAAAGCAUAUGAUUACUGUGCACAAUUAUAUUCAUUUUAACCACUCCUAAUUGUUGUAUUACAUAUUUAACUUUAUGAAUACUACUGUGUAUGUUAAUUAGAAAUAAUUCUGUUUUUGUUAUAUUAUUUCAUUUUAUAGAUAUAUUUAAUUUAUAUUGUUUAUUUAUUGUUUGUUG
Molecule: messenger RNA, 3273 nt
Organism: Myzus persicae (green peach aphid)
Lineage: Eukaryota; Metazoa; Arthropoda; Insecta; Hemiptera; Aphididae
Product: zinc finger protein 202-like
Exons: 3
Coding region: 2485-3147 (220 amino acids)
Biological process (GO): regulation of transcription by RNA polymerase II
Cellular component (GO): chromosome
Molecular function (GO): chromatin insulator sequence binding
Source: RefSeq, a predicted model, not a curated record